This is a messenger RNA of Cooperia oncophora, 363 nucleotides long. NCBI's taxonomy places the organism in Eukaryota, Metazoa, Nematoda, Chromadorea, Rhabditida, Trichostrongylidae. The record is from the annotation of a GenBank genome assembly.
CCGUCCGGAUGUGGUGAAACGCUUGUAGCUACUGAUCGGUGGCAAGUGAAACAGUUCACAUUCGGGUCAACCACAGGAGGAGUUCGCGACACACCCAUUGAAUGCAACCAUUGGAUAACUGCACCAGCUGGCAAGAGGAUUCAAAUCCAAGUGACGUCAUUACAAAAUUCCCAGUGUCACAACGGCUGUACGCUAAACUCGAUUGAACCGAAGACGUUGGCGGAUAGAAGCAUUACUAAUCCGAGGAUUUGCUGUCCGGAUUCACUAAAUCGAGUUCUCACAAGCAACAACAAUCCAACACCUAUAGUUUCGUACAACCGAUUCUCGACAUCCACGUUUACUUUUCAAUAUAGAUUUAUAUGA